This is a messenger RNA of Ostertagia ostertagi, 852 nucleotides long. Lineage: Eukaryota; Metazoa; Nematoda; Chromadorea; Rhabditida; Trichostrongylidae. The record is from the annotation of a GenBank genome assembly.
AUGGACGAAAAGACGAAGCUGGCACAAGCCGAGCAGGUGAAGAAGUUUGCCUUUUUCGGCGUCGCCGUUUCGACUGUCGCCACCCUUACGGCUAUUGUAGCGAUACCCAUGCUGUGCAUGUACAUGCAGAACGUGCAGUCUGGGCUCCAAGACGAGAUCAACUUCUGCCGAACGAGAGCAGUGUCAUUGCGUGGCGAAUAUGUUAAGCUCGAAUCAGAAACGAAAACCGAAAGUCGUGGGAAGCGUCAGACGUACCAAUGCUGUUCUUGUGGAAUGGGGCCGGCAGGUCCUGUGGGAAAUCCAGGACAGGAUGGCGCUCCAGGGAAUGACGGCCGACCAGGAGCUCCAGGUACACCCGGACCGGAUGCACCGAACGAUUACGUUGCUCCUCGACCAGAAGACUUCUGCUUCGAGUGCCCACCAGGACCUGCAGGAGCCCCCGGACAGCCCGGACCCAAAGGUCCUCCAGGAAAUCCUGGUAUACCCGGUGAGCAAGGACCACACGGUCGACCGGGUCCUAGCGGUGCUCCAGGACCACAAGGUCCAAUCGGAGAGCCUGGAGCUGACGGUCUUCCUGGAAAACCUGGUGCGCCUGGACAAAUACGUGCCGUGCCCUCACCACCAGGACCGCCCGGAAUGCCAGGAGAACAAGGACCACCAGGACCACCAGGAGAAGAUGGUCGUCCGGGAAAUCCAGGUCAGGCUGGUCCUCCUGGCCCACAAGGAGACGCCGGACAAGAUGGAGCUCCUGGAAAUCCGGGUGCACCUGGGGAACCUGGACCACCAGGAAUGGACGGAAGCAAAGGUGGAUGCGAUCACUGCCCUAUUCCUCGCACGGCUCCUGGUUAUUAA